Messenger RNA from Vitis vinifera (wine grape), 3111 nucleotides. RefSeq names its product folate synthesis bifunctional protein, mitochondrial. NCBI's taxonomy places the organism in Eukaryota, Viridiplantae, Streptophyta, Magnoliopsida, Vitales, Vitaceae. Bases 967 to 2502 code for a protein of 511 amino acids. Gene Ontology annotation, molecular function: dihydropteroate synthase activity; 2-amino-4-hydroxy-6-hydroxymethyldihydropteridine diphosphokinase activity. Gene Ontology annotation, biological process: tetrahydrofolate biosynthetic process. The transcript is spliced from 2 exons. The record is from RefSeq and is a predicted model, not a curated record.
UCUCCCUCGCCGGUGCGCCCCUCUCUCUCUCUCUCUCUCUCCCUCUCUCUCUCUUCCUUUGAUUUUGUUAUUUUCAGAUCUUCCAUGAGAAAGUCUAUUUUUUUUUUUUUUUUACUUAAUCCAAAAAAUUUUGUUAGUUUCAGUUGUUUGUUUGUCUUCAGUUUAUUUCAUAUAUUUCCUUUUUUUUCCCCUGAAUUUUGUUGGGUACUGAGAAAAUGUAAAUGUUUGCUAGUUUUGAGUUUUGUUUGGUUCUGUAGAAUGCAUGAUGCUUGAAUGAUAAACUGUCCCAAAGAUUAUUUGUUGAAUGAUGCAUGCAUCUGUUUGAUGAAAAGCCAAGCAAAUUACUUUUGAUAAAAAAAGAAAAAAAAAGAUCAUGUCAUUUUUAUGAAUCUGAAAAAGGGUUUUCACCAAAACAGGUUUCUACUACCAUGCUUAAAGUAGCAUUCUUAAUAUACAAUUCUGACCAGUAGGGCUUGUGAUUAAAGAGUAGGAUAAAGGAUAAGAAACUCUUGAAUUGAUGCAGUGUUGCUGAUGUAGUGUGACUAUAAGUCUAACCACAUCCUUGGUCCUUGGAAAAAAUGAAGGAAAAUGUGAGGGAGGAAAGAAAAUAGGAGAGAAAAUGUAGAGGAAUAUGAAAAAUAGAUUUAAGGUUAACUAAUUAUUUUUAUAUGCUUCUUUUAAUUAUUAAAAAUGAAUAAGUUUCUAAUUAAUUUUAAUUAUAUCUGGUUUUCUUUGUAUUUUUCAUGGUAAACUAAACAUGAGAAAGUCGUUUUCUUCAGCAUUUUUUCCCCUUUUCUUAGUACUUUCCUGGAAUCAUUUGCCUCUCUUUUGUGAAGUGUGAGCCUAUCUAAUUCAUCUUAUCGAUCAUCUCUUUGUCUAUUAUGUGAUUGUAGUGUUCAGUGCACAAACUGACAAGGUGGCAGAGAACCGAGUUCUGCUUUGAAUUGUUGUUAAGAUACUCCUAAUAUGAACAUUUUCAAGCAGCUAGCUUCCACCAGAUGUGGGUUUAAUGGUGGAAUGAAGUCUUGUAGAGCAACAUGUGUCUCUCUCCUCCAUUCAUCCUCAGGUACAUCGGUGGAAGUACAUUCCCAAGACCAGGAAGUAGUAAUUGCUCUAGGAAGCAAUGUGGGCAAUAGAGUUGACAAUUUCAAUGAGGCCUUGCAGCUAAUGAAGAAGUCAGGCAUGCACAUAACUAGACAUGGAUGUUUGUAUGAGACAGAGCCUGUCUAUGUGACUGAUCAACCUCUCUUUCUCAACUCUGCUGUUAGAGGUAUUACAAAACUUGGUCCCCAUGAACUACUCAGAGUUCUGAAGAAAAUUGAAAAGGAUAUGGGUCGGACUGAUGGAAUAAGGUAUGGUCCGAGACCAAUUGACCUGGAUAUUUUGUUCUAUGGGAAGUUCAGGGUUAACUCUGAGAUUCUUACCAUCCCCCAUGAAAGAAUUUGGGAGAGACCUUUUGUGAUGGCCCCAUUGAUGGAUGUAAUGGGAUCAGCUAUGGAGAGUGAUACGGUUGCAUCCUGGCAUUCUUUUUCAAAACUUAGUGGGGGACUAUUUGAGUCAUGGGAGAAACUUGGUGGCGAAUCCCUCAUUGGAAAGAACGGGUUGAAAAGGGUUUUACCCACUGGAAAUGUUUUAUGGGACUGGUCACUGAAAACCUCUAUGAUGGGUAUCCUUAAUCUGACCCCAGAUAGUUUUAGUGAUGGAGGGAAGUUCCAGUCUGUGGAGGCUGCAGUUUCUCAGGUCCGCUUGAUGAUCUUAGAAGGGGCAGAUAUUAUUGAUAUUGGUGCACAGUCCACACGCCCAAUGGCAUCUAGGCUUUCAGCUCAAGAGGAAUUAGAUAGGUUAAUCCCUGUCUUGGAUGCUGUUCUAAAGAUGCCUGAGGUAGAGGGGAAGCUGUUAUCUGUGGAUACUUUUCAUUCUGAAGUUGCUUCAGAAGCAAUUGGCAAGGGAGCUCAUAUUGUAAAUGAUGUAUCUGCAGGACAGCUAGAUCCUAACAUGCUUGAUGUUGUUGCCAGCCUUAAGGUUCCAUAUGUUGCUAUGCACAUGAGGGGGAACCCAUCUACCAUGCAGAAUAGCGAGAACCUGCAAUACGAUAAUGUUUGCGAGCAGGUUGCCUCUGAGUUAUACUUGCGAGUUAGAGAUGCUGAAUUAUCUGGUAUUCCAGCCUGGAGGAUAAUUAUUGACCCUGGAAUUGGAUUCUCAAAGAACACUGAACAUAAUUUGGACAUUCUCAUGGGGUUGCCAAACAUACGAAUGGAGCUUGCAGGGAAGAGUUUGGCUCUCUCUCAUGCUCCUAUGUUGAUUGGACCCUCGAGGAAGAGAUUUUUAGGUGAUAUUUGUGCUCGCCCUGCUGCAGCUGAGAGAGACCCUGCAACCAUUGCUGCUGUGACUGCUGGGGUUUUGGGCGGUGCAAACAUUGUUAGGGCACAUAAUGUCAAAGAUAAUUUAGAUGCUGUGAAGCUCUGUGAUGCAAUGGUGAAGCGUGAGAGAUCUCAGGCAUGAUUUAACAUAGGAUUUUGCAUUUAAUUCUCCUUACCUUGGUCAGAGGCUACUACAAUGCAAAAACAAACAAGUAUGAGCAAAGCAGGGAGAACCGAGGUUAUUUCAUAGACCUCCAGCCAGUGAUCGAUGGAAGAGCUUUGCGGUGGCCAUUUUUCUUUCUGUAAACAUGCUGUUGUAAACUCUCAAAAAAAGGUGCACAUGUUUUCCUAAACUUUUAUUCUUUCCCCUUCCUGUCUUUGCAAAACUGGUUAAAAAUUUUUGUUGAGGAAUUGAACUCUAAUCGAUCCUUGAUAUGUUUAUGCUUCUGUUGUUGCAAUUCCUGUAUAGCUUCUGUUGACAAGUGUGAGAUGGCAUGCAGACAGGAAGUUCAGAGAGGAGCAGAUGAAUUUGCUACAGUUGAUAAAAACUAGAAGGGGGGCCCGUUUCAGUUCCUUAUAAGACAAGAAUUGCCGGGAACCGCAACUGAAACCCUGGCCCCGUUGAUUCUUGUUAGCAGCUAUAUCCGAGCACAGUUGUAAUUCUCUACUGAUAGUCUCAGAUGAAAUGCAUUAUUAGUAAUAUGGUCUUGUUCAAGAUUAUUUCUAUACUAGUUUUAAGAUUAUUAGCAAA